Hyaloscypha bicolor E is the source of this 1074-nucleotide messenger RNA. RefSeq lists its product as uncharacterized. Gene Ontology annotation, molecular function: peptidase inhibitor activity; phospholipid binding. NCBI's taxonomy places the organism in Eukaryota, Fungi, Ascomycota, Leotiomycetes, Helotiales, Hyaloscyphaceae. The record is from RefSeq and is a predicted model, not a curated record. The transcript is spliced from 3 exons. The coding region runs from base 73 to 846 and encodes 257 amino acids. Gene Ontology annotation, biological process: regulation of Ras protein signal transduction; regulation of proteolysis.
GCCAUUUAUGAUUUUUAAUUGUUCUUGUUGAUACCUUUUGUAUUUUUGGUUCUUUGGUUUCUUCUUCAGACCAUGUUCCCUUCACCCCUCCUUCUUGUUGUGCUCGCUGGCGCCGCAACUGCAUUCACACCGGCUGGAUUCGAGCCUGCCUCUUCAAAUAACUUGACGGUUGUGUUCGGGAACACAUUAGCUACCAAUGGCAAGAAUAUCCUCAAAGCCGAAACGGCGCAACCUCCCAUUAUCGGCACUUCCCAGAAGCUUUUUGGCAGUUACACGAUCAUGAUGGUAGACCCGGACAUCCCUCCUCAAACAGCUGGUGGGCCAACUGGUGAACUUCUCCACUGGAUGCAGUCAGGUCUCGUUUCCGCGAACAACGCCACAUUCAUCGGUGGAGUUCGAAUGUUCGAGUUAAUCAAUCCCACCAACACCUCUGCAUUGGCAACCUAUAUCCAACCCUCUCCACCAAACAAGUCUCCUAAUACUCACCGGUACACUCAAAUGCUGCUCAACACCACCGGAAACAGCAGCGCUCUCUCCACACUAUCUACAUUCGCCAAAACAAGAAGCGACUUCAGCGCAGUGAACGUUGUGAAAAGUUCGGGGUUGAAUGUUUUGUUCGGGAACAGUUUUGAUGUUACGAAUACGACAUUGAUACAGUCAAAUAUCACCAAGACAACCGCUAGUGUAGCAGGAGCAGGAAGCACGGGGACCGGGACAGCUAGUGCAGCGGCGACAGGGACGGGCACCACACCGAAGAGUGCAGGCCGUGUGACAACUGUGAGCGAUGGCAGAGGAGCCUAUAUUGCAGGAUUGGGAGCGCUUGCUGCUGCGGUUAUGCUGUUGUAGGUAUAUUUGAGCUAUGCAAUAUUUCGAGACAUAUCCAGGUGCUCUAUUUUUAUCGUUCUUGAACAAAACCAACCCAGCCUUCGCACGAUGAAAGAGGGUUUUAAGCAGAAUGAGAAAACAAUAUGCACAUGGUAUUACGAGUGGGUCCUCGUGCGAUCAUGAGAAAGCGAGUAAAAUGUCAAAGGAUUAAGUACUGUACAACAUUGUUAGAUAAUUACUGUAUCCACA